Nothoprocta perdicaria is the source of this 1442-nucleotide messenger RNA. Its product is annotated as mas-related G-protein coupled receptor member H-like. The record is from RefSeq and is a predicted model, not a curated record. Gene Ontology annotation, molecular function: G protein-coupled receptor activity. Gene Ontology annotation, cellular component: membrane. Lineage: Eukaryota; Metazoa; Chordata; Aves; Tinamiformes; Tinamidae. The transcript is spliced from 2 exons. Bases 463 to 1419 code for a protein of 318 amino acids. Gene Ontology annotation, biological process: G protein-coupled receptor signaling pathway.
UUAUUGGAAAGUUUACUAGGAGCCAUUCACAAAACUCUGCGUGUGGAAUUUCUGGCAGCAGCCACUUCCUUUGUGGCAAAAAGAUGAAGAUAAAUAAAAACAAGGAAGCAGAGCUCUGACGUAGCCCAUAGUUAUAAAACUCUUCUCCUCUCCCUUCCGACCCACUCCGCGGUUCUGGAAGGCUCCUGUGCACACUGCGGGGAGGACUUACGGGGAACACGGCCAAGAGAAGACCAAGAACAGCAGCACUGGGGAUCUCCUGGCACCCCACGGAGCAAGGUCUUCCUCACGUAUCUUCCCUCGGAGACCAGAAGCAGGACAUGRAUUUGAAGGGACUGUGAGAUGUGGAGAUACUGACGCUGACCUUCCCAAGCUGAACUAGUGAGACAGCCCUUCUCUGCUGCUUCACCAAAGUGAACACCGAGAGCCCGCAUCCCGCCGCCGAGCCCGGCCUCCCUGGGGAUGGAGCUGAGCCCCACUCACCCGCCGCCCGCGCAGCCCACCUCAGYGGGCGAGGACAAUCCCGCAUGUGCGCUGGACACCUCCGCCGUGCUCCUGGACGGGGCCACGCUGCUCAUCUGCCCGUGCGGGCUGGUGGGCAAUGGCGCCGUCCUCUGGCUCCUCGGCUUCUGCCUCCGCAGGAACCCYGUCACUGUCUACAUCCUCAACCUGGCCUUCGCAGACUUCAUCUACCUUCUCUUCACGCUCACCUCGGCCCUGCUCUACAUCGUGGAGGACGUUUCCUGCUCCGCUUUGAACUUCCUGGAGUACCAGCGGCCRCUCUUCCUGCUCUCUCUCUUUGCCUACAACAUGGGCCUCUACCUCCUGACAGCCAUCAGCAUUGAGAGGUGUGUGUCUGUCCUGUGUACCAACAACAGCCACCGCUGCCGCCACACCAAGUGCUUGUCGGCCAUCGUGUGUGCCCUCCUGUGGGCUCUCUCCRUCUCUGUGAUUGCUGCCGUGACUUCUCUCUGCCUGUCUCACGCAGGUGAACGCUGCCAGCUGGCUCUCGUCUCCAUGUACGUCCUCAAUUUCCUCAUCUUUGCCCCACCCAUGGUCUUCUCCAGCACGAUCCUGUUCAUGAAGGUCCAAUGCGGCUCCCAGCGGCAGCACUCUGGGAAGCUCCAUACUGUUAUCUUCCUCACAGUCCUCUUCUUYCUMMUCUUUGCYSUUCCCCUCAGCAUCCAGAAGUUCCUACAGCAGUUUAACUACGAUUUUGGCCCUUCCCAGGUUGCUUUCUUGCUGGUCUGCAUCAACAGCAGCAUCAAGCCAUUUAUCUACUUCCUGGUGGGGAGCUGCAGGAGGCAUUGCUCCUCAACCUCUUUGAAGGUCGCUUUCUGGACAGUCUUUGAGGAGCUGGGAGAUAACUCAGCGUACAGUGAGGAUGCUCCAGUGGACACACUAACCCCAGUCUGCUAAAGUCUUUCCACUGUUCUCCUUCA